AGGGCAGAGUUGAUUUUUCCGUAGCAGUUUUUUCCACUUGCGGAUUUUCCGUUGUGCGCGUGUUUUUUGCUCGUUUCAGCUGCAUUUGCGGCUGCUGCGCAACGCCGGCGAAUCGAGAUGCUAUUGGCCUAGUCCGCACUCACUUGCGAAGCCAGUCUUUUUCCAGAGUCCGAUGGUAUUUUGUGACGUUAGCGCUGCGGUCACACUGGAAUCGAGUUUUUGGGAUUUGGCGUUUAGCGAAGAUUUUUUGUGCUAAUUUUGUGCAGAAAUCGACACAGCAGCCGUUAUAAUUGGGAGCCCGAGCUGUUACACCUGGCGGAAAUAAAGGGUAACAUAGUAAAAUAGAAGCGACCAACAGCAGCGAAAUGAACAAGGCUGACGUCAACCGUCGUGUUUUGGCCAUUCAGGCGAAGAAGAAGCGCCAUAAGAACAGGAAGCGGGGCAAGCAGAAUGGCACUAACCCACAGGAGCAGUCGAAUUCCGGCCAGAACCCGAAUCCCAACCCCAGUUCCAACCCCAAUCCCGAUCCCAAUCCGGAACCGAAUCCGAGCAGCGACAACUUGCAAGCACCGGAUAAUGCUAAUAAUAGCCAUUUGAAUGCGCCCGUUUCGGCCGCAUUUAGCAAGGUCACUGCAACUGCUACGGCCUCCACAUCCAGCGGAGGAUCAGCAGGCACUCCCGAUCAAUAUCAGCCAUCCAAAGCGCAGGCCAAGUCGAAGUCCGGUACAAAGAAGGAGCAGCUGCAGCAGCCGCCACGGAGCAGCUCCAAUGAGUCCUAUGAAUCCGAGGUGUACAGCGACAACGAUGAGCAGGAGCUUAAGGAGGACUACUGCAAGGGUGGCUACCACCCCGUGAACAUCGGUGACCUGUUUCAAAGUCGCUACCACGUCAUCCGAAAAUUGGGCUGGGGCCACUUCUCUACUGUUUGGCUGUGCUGGGAUCUUCAGGAGAAGAGCUAUGUGGCAAUUAAAAUUGUCAAGUCGGCACCCCACUUUGCGGAGACGGCAAGGGACGAGAUACAGAUACUCAGGACGGUGCGCGAGACCGAUCCGUCGAAUCCACGCCGACACAAGACCGUCCAGAUGCUGGACGACUUUAAGAUCACCGGCGUUAAUGGCACCCAUAUUUGCAUGGUGUUCGAAGUGCUUGGUGACAAUCUACUAAAACUCAUCCGCAAGUCCAACUACCGCGGGAUCCCACUGGCCAACGUCAAAACGAUUACCCGCCAGGUGCUGGAGGGUCUUGACUAUCUUCACACGUGCUGCCAGAUCAUCCACACGGACAUAAAGCCCGAGAAUGUCCUCCUGUGCGUGGACGAGCCUCAUGUGCGCUCACUGGCCACUGAAGCCACCCAGUUGUAUUGCAUGAACUCAAAGAUGUACCCCUCAUUGGUGAGCCAGGCGCCCAAGGAGUACCGCGAGCCACCUAUCACUGGAAAAAUGAGCAAGAACCGAAAGAAGAAGCUUAAGAAGAAGGCCAAGAAGCGCAUGGAGCUAUUCAAGAAGCAGAGAGACUACUUGGAGCAGGCUGGUGGUCAAGGGACCAUCAAUCCUAAUGAGGUGCAGAACGGCGAUGCUGCAAUCUCCGAUGUUGAGGAGUACUUUGAUGCGAAUUCUACGCAGGACAACGUGCACGUGGCCGCUGGGCAGCCACCACGUAAGCAGAGCGAGGAGCGCAAGGCGCCCCUGGAGCAAAGUGAACAGGCACAGGAGCAGGAACCGCUGACUGAGGGCGCUGAUAAAGCCAAAAAGAAGAAGAAAAGGAAGAACAAAAACAAAUCUAACCAAUCACAAGCGCAACAGCCGCAACAACUGGAAAACUCUACGAGCAGCGGCGAGAGCAGCAGUGCUCUCAAGAGUAACCAGACAAAUGGCAGUAGUAGCGUUACCAAUAGUAACUCCAACACCAAUUCAAGCGGCACUUUGAAAGGACAAUCAAACGGCAAAAAAAUGCCAUUGCGACCCAAGCAGGAGAAACAAUUGGAAAAGCAGCAGCAGUCAUCCAAUCAGCAGCUGAACAACAACAACUCUAAUUCUAAGCCUAACUCGAACAGCGAUUCGAAAAUCUCAAGCGGCUCCGUGGAGAACUCAUCCUCGGCCACGAAUGGGCCGUAUUCGAAGCCCAUGCUGCCAACACCUCCUCCCCCACCGCAAACAAAGCACAAGGCUAGACGGGAUCCGGCGUUGGAGGAGUGCAGCGUCUACGUAAAGAUCGCCGAUCUGGGCAACGCUUGUUGGGUGGAUCGCCACUUCACCGAGGACAUUCAAACGCGCCAAUAUCGGUCGUUAGAGGUGAUUCUCGGUGCGGGCUACUGCACGUCGGCGGAUAUCUGGAGCACUGCAUGUAUGGUGUUCGAACUGGCCACCGGUGACUAUCUGUUUGAGCCACACUCCGGCGAUACUUACUCCCGCGACGAGGACCAUCUGGCCCACAUCAUCGAGCUGCUGGGUCCCAUACCGCGCUCGAUUCUGUUGCGCGGCAAUUAUUCGCAACAGUCGUUUAACCGUAACGGCGAGCUACGAAAUAUCUCUGGCCUGAAGCCCUGGGGCCUAAUGGACGUUCUUCUGGAGAAGUACGAGUGGUCGGAAAGUGAGGCGGCGUCAUUCGCUUCGUUCCUUAAGCCCAUGCUCGAGUUCGAUUCGGACAAGCGAGCCACCGCCGCGGAAUGUCUGCAGCACCCGUGGCUUAGAUAAGAUACGAUGCAACCUGGUUGUUGGCUGCGUGCCACCCAGCCAGCAACAGCAGAUGGAGGGGGAGCCGGAGCAGGUGCCGGAGCAGGAAAAGGAACAAGAGCAAGAGCAGCAGCAGCAGCAGCAGCACUAAAAGGUGGAUCACCGGCAGUAACAGCAGAUGGAGAACUUGGCGUGGGCUAUAUAGAAUCUUCGGCAUCGGUGGCUACUUUGGCUUCCAUCUCAUCAAUAGCUUCCACAUCGGCGGCAGCAAUGGCGGCGCUGAAGGCCCGUCCUUAUCUGGUUGCACCCUUUGUAACCACAGCCUCAGCACCACCCACUCCACAGCCCCACGCCUCCAAUUCGACUAGCACGGCCCGCACAGCGCCAGCCACACCUACACGUCGUCGCCUCGCUCCCGAAGAGGAUUUGGACUUGGUUGAGGACUUUGAUGUGGCGCUUGCUCAAAUAGAAGAGCCGCAGACACACACCAAGAACAAAUCGCAGCGCUUUUUCUGGCGCAAGGCACUCCGUCGUGUGUUCCAACGCCGCAAGUGACGGCGUCGCCGGCAGGACUUGCCCCGCUGGCAUCGUCCCGCCCGACGCUGUCGUCGUCGCAACCUGGCCGAGCGGGUGAGGCGCAUCUGCGCCUGCUGUGCCUACGGCCAGAUCCUGCUGCGUGCAGCCCGCGUGGCCCUGCUCAGCUGCAUCCGCUGGCGAACCCGUGGCAACAUACGCAACAACAACUUUUACUUCAGCAACCACUAAAGCAUCAGCACCCAGCCAGCCAGCCAACCAACCAACUAGCAGUCGCUAAUCUCCGUGCUCCAGCUAACUCGAGUAACGUUUAAUGUUAAUGAAUUACCAUUCGAUUUAGUUUUACACACGCCAGCGCUUAAUUUAUUUCCUGUGUUUUACAUCGACAAUUAGACUAUUUUUGUUGCUACAUAUGAAAUUAUAAUAUUGUAUUACCGCCUACACGAACACUUCCCCACGAAUCCUGUACAUAGGGUCGAAAGUGCUCGAUCCCAUUAUUCAUUUUAUUUCAAGCGACGCAUAAGAGAGCGAUAGUAAAGCAUUAGCAUAUAUAGGCAUAUAUCUGUUACUGUACAUUUACCUAAGAGGCGAAUCGGCAAAUACACAUAUAUAGUUAAAUGAA
Drosophila yakuba is the source of this 3828-nucleotide messenger RNA. RefSeq names its product SRSF protein kinase 1 (gene SRPK). The transcript is spliced from 5 exons. Gene Ontology annotation, molecular function: protein kinase activity; ATP binding. The record is from RefSeq and is a predicted model, not a curated record. Gene Ontology annotation, biological process: regulation of mRNA processing; protein phosphorylation; spliceosomal complex assembly. NCBI's taxonomy places the organism in Eukaryota, Metazoa, Arthropoda, Insecta, Diptera, Drosophilidae. Bases 366 to 2693 code for a protein of 775 amino acids.